Molecule: messenger RNA, 1770 nt
Organism: Sporothrix brasiliensis 5110
Lineage: Eukaryota; Fungi; Ascomycota; Sordariomycetes; Ophiostomatales; Ophiostomataceae
Exons: 2
Coding region: 1-1770 (589 amino acids)
Biological process (GO): regulation of transcription by RNA polymerase II
Cellular component (GO): nucleus
Molecular function (GO): DNA-binding transcription factor activity, RNA polymerase II-specific; RNA polymerase II transcription regulatory region sequence-specific DNA binding
Source: RefSeq, a predicted model, not a curated record
AUGGAAGCAACACUGAGCUUCGUGCCUGAACGAUCGACUUCGGCCUUGAGGGCUGACCCGCUGUGUGCCUACUCGCUGCCAUCGCCAGUUUCGGGCCAGGAUACUCCCAGAUUUGCUGGCGACAGAUUUAGCCCUGCAGCGGUUCACCUUGGCGACAACAUCAGCAAUAGCAGCUCGCAAAGAUCAUAUUCAAGUGACUCAAACUACUUUUCCCAAAUCCAUCUGCAGCAGGGACAAAUCCCCAACGACUCGCAAGUGCCAAAGCACCGCCAAUUCAGCCCAAAGGAAGACUCGCCGUGGUCAGGGUCACGGCAACCCUCGACGAUAGUGACAGAAGUAUCCACCUCGGACGUUUCUGGCACACACCAGCAGCAACAGAAGCAACAGCAGUCUCGGACAGCUUCCUCUUUGGGCCAGAAACACGAAGUUGGGCAGAUGAGCGUUUCCCUGAACCAUCAGGUCUCUCUCGGCGGCCAGACGUCGUUGGGACACGAUUCUCUGAUCAACUCGCCAGCCUUUAGCCGCUCUUCUCUUGGACAUUCGCUGAACGACGACACCUCCCAAGUACAUCAUCAGCAACAUCACAACUGGAAUCCAAGCCGGUCAUUGUUCACCACGCCCGCUGAAUCGUACGGAUCGUCGCGAAAUACACCGUCACCCACGUCAAAUACGCACAACGUGCACAAUUUUGUGCAGCAAAACGUGUCCGUUACAGGUCCGCAGUUUACCUCGACCAUGUCGGGCAAUUCAGGGGGACUGGGAGGUGACGGACUACGGCGCUCGCCAAAUCUACAGCAAUAUUCUCAGUCUACGGAACAACAACACGACCAGCACUAUCAGCAAACACAACGACAAAGCCAGCAAUUUUCAACGCCUCAGGGACCCUUAGCAUCGCAACCACGAACUAUCCACGAUAACAGCAACAGUGGCAAUAACAAUAACGUCAACCGUGACGGCCUAGGCACGAGCGGAAACUCAAUGAACUACCGAAGCCAACCUUCGCCUAGUCCGGGGCUUGGUAUGAACAGCUUCUCGUCCAAGCUGGGGGGCGGCAUCCACCACAGCAUGCCCAGCCAUUCGUCAUUUCAAAUGUACAAUCCGCAACCCAUGCAUCACCUUGGCGACCAUCACCAACAACAGCAUCAGCAGCAGCACCACCACCACCACGGCCUCCCUAGCCCAACGCACACAGGGAACCCCAUGCGGCUGAUCCCCCCACCACUUCCAUCACAGGCCGGAAUGUCGGGCUUGGUACCUCCACCCCUUGGAAACAGCGGUGCCGGCCGCGGCUACUCACCAUAUAGCCACCCAGGGUCAGCACCACCACACUCGCCUGGCCUUGCGGGGCCGAUCAUGUCCCCGAGUGGUCAGAUGACGCUCGUUUCCAAUAUGGGAAUGCCGUAUGGUGGCGGAGAUGGCAACCCUGGCAAUGGUCCGGGCGACGGGUUCAUAGGUGGUCGUGGUCGGCCACUCCUCUACAGCCACAACGCCCUGCACGCCCACCACCUAAACCCGCACCAAAUUGGCCACCACCACCUUCCAGGCAUUCUCGGCGGUAAGGGACUCAAUGGACCUGGCGGAGCCGGCGGCGUCCACGACCGGCCUUUCAAAUGCGACGUGUGCCCACAGUCGUUCAAUCGCAACCACGACCUGAAGCGCCACAAACGGAUCCAUCUGGCGGUCAAGCCAUUCCCGUGCAACUACUGCGAUAAGAGCUUCAGCAGGAAAGACGCAUUGAAGGUUGGUACCACCAUAGAGCACCGCAUCUGA